CAAUUAAUGGACUGGAAGGACUUGGAACCGCUCUGGAUUAUAAAAACUCGAUUAGACCCAGUCUUAAGAAGUUUCAAAUGAUGCUGUGUAUCAUAACUGUAAUUGAUAAUAACUACAAAACUAGAAUCGUGGCAUGUGCAAUCAUCGAAGAUGAAACAUUGGAUACUUAUCGUUGGAUAUUUAAUAAUUUACUUACUGAAACAG
Molecule: messenger RNA, 204 nt
Organism: Racocetra persica
Lineage: Eukaryota; Fungi; Glomeromycota; Glomeromycetes; Diversisporales; Gigasporaceae
Source: the annotation of a GenBank genome assembly